AUGCCCGCCCUCUCGCCCACCAUGACGGAGGGCAACAUCGCCAGCUGGAAGGUCAAGGAGGGCGAGCGCUUCAGCGCCGGCGACGUGCUGCUCGAGAUCGAGACGGACAAGGCCACCAUGGACGUCGAGGCCCAGGACGACGGCGUCAUGAUGAAGAUCAUGUCGGCCGACGGCGCCAAGGCCGUCCAGGUCGGCACCCGCAUCGCCGUGCUGGCCGAGGCCGGCGACGACGUUGCCGCCCUCGAGAUCCCCGCCGACGAGAACAAGCAGCAGAAGUCGACCGGCAGCAGCAGCGAAGCCACGUCCGCCGCUCCCGCCGCGCCUGAGCCCACGAAGCAACAGCAGCCUCAGCAAAAGCAGAGCACCGCAAGCGAGACGCACGAGCAGCGCUACCCGCUCAUGCCCGCCGUCGAGCACCUCGUCAAGCAGAACGGCCUGAGCAAGGAAGACGUCAGCCGCAUCAAGCCCACGGGCCCCAGCGGCCGCCUGCUCAAGGGCGACGUCCUCGCCUACCUCGGCGCCAUCAACGCCGACACCCCCGCCGCCGUGUCCUCGCGCUUCGCCAAGCUCGCCCACCUCGACCUCAGCAACAUCAAGGUCGCCGAAGCGGCCAAGAAGCCCGCGCCUGCCCCCUCCGCAGAGGCCGCCGCCGCUGCCGCCCCUCCCGCGCCCCAGGCCCUCGAGGUCAACGUCCCCGUCUCGCUCGCCAAGGUCGUCGAGGUCCAGAAGCGCAUCCACGACACCCUCGGCGUCUUCCUCCCCGUGUCCACCUUUGUCAGCCGCGCCGCCGAGGUCGCCAACGACGACCUGCCCCUGGCCGCCCGCAAGCCCACCGCCUCGGAGCUCUUCGACCAGGUGCUCGGCCUCGACAAGGUCAAGGCCGCCGCCGGCUCCCGUGGCGUCUACCUGCCGCAAAUCUCCGCCAUCCCUCCCGCCUCAUUGCUCGCCGCCGCACCGCGACCCGCCGCCAAGAAGGCCGACAUUAUCGACGAGCUCGCGCCUCGCAAGAAGAGCAGGGCCGGUGCGGCGCCAGCUGGCGUGCCCACCGUGCCGGGCCUGUCGAGCGGCAUGAACGUCUUUAGCCUCGUAGUGCCCAAGGAGGAGGAGCAAAGGGCACACGUGUUCCUCGAGCGGUGCAAGGUCAUCCUGGAAAAGGAGCCUGGGCGGCUGGUGCUGUAA
Messenger RNA from Purpureocillium lilacinum, 1179 nucleotides. Its product is annotated as pyridoxine biosynthesis protein. Gene Ontology annotation, biological process: pyruvate decarboxylation to acetyl-CoA. NCBI's taxonomy places the organism in Eukaryota, Fungi, Ascomycota, Sordariomycetes, Hypocreales, Ophiocordycipitaceae. Gene Ontology annotation, molecular function: dihydrolipoyllysine-residue acetyltransferase activity. The record is from RefSeq and is a predicted model, not a curated record.